Messenger RNA from Spinacia oleracea (spinach), 867 nucleotides. RefSeq lists its product as uncharacterized. NCBI's taxonomy places the organism in Eukaryota, Viridiplantae, Streptophyta, Magnoliopsida, Caryophyllales, Amaranthaceae. The transcript has a single exon. The record is from RefSeq and is a predicted model, not a curated record. The coding region runs from base 1 to 867 and encodes 288 amino acids.
AUGUCGUUUGCUCAAAGGGAUAGAGAGCCGUUAAGAGACUAUCUCACCCGUUUCAACAACGAGUCAAUCACUAUCCCCAAUCUGCAGCAGGAGGUUGCGGUUCUGGCUUUGAUGAGGGGAAUGCAAGAGUGUGAAUUCAAGAAGUACCUCAGUCGGAAAUCAUACACUAAUCCGGGCGAUGUCCUACACAAGGCAAAUGAGUACAUCAGGGGGGAUGAAAUGAUGAAGAUCUCCAGUAUAGCAAUGGCAACCGGCGGAAGUGCCGGGUACAAUCCAAACUAUAACAACCCUCAGGCGGGAAGAGGAGGAAACAAUUUUCACCAGAAUAAUAAUCAGCAAGGGGCAAGCCAGAAAAACCAGAACAAUAGAAAUGUCAAUCCCCAGGGGCAGAGACCCCGGCAAGAUAGAAGGGAGUCCCGAGGACUCUUUGAUAAUUACACUCCGUUGAACACACCGCGGACGACAAUUUACAACAUAAACAACAAGAUGGGCGGUUGGAGAAGGCCGCCACCAAUUUCGAGUAGGGAAAGAAAUGUCAAAAAAUUCUGCGACUUCCAUAAUGAACACGGCCACCUCACAGAGGACUGCAGAGACCUCAAAGACAACAUUGAGGACAUGGUCAGAAAGGGGUAUUUUUCGCAGUAUAGGGCAAGACAAGGAAACGGUAACAACUCGGAAGGAGGAAACCCUGCCAAUUCAUACCGGCCACAACAACAGCAAAGUCAGCAACAAUAUCCCAGAAUCGAACAACCAUACCAGUCACCCAGAAUUGAGCAAAGACCACCGGAAACCAGUGCCAGGGAAGAACAAAGGGAUAACGGGAAAAAACCACCCGUAUUUGUCAUCUCUGGCGGCCUAGUCCACUGA